CUGAGGAGUAAACUCGUUAGUAUCAUUCAGGCUCGAUUGGAUUCCAAGGAACGCUGUGGCUACGGAAAUGAUCUGCUUGGCUUGAUGUUAGAAGCUUGUCACAAGCCAGAGGGGCAGAUCCUGAGCAGGGACGCAAUUGUAGACGAGUGCAAGACGUUUUUCUUCGCAGGACAGGAGACCACCGCCCAGUUCGUGACAUGGACUAUGUUCUUGCUGAGCACAAACCAGAACUGGCAGGAGAAGCUCCGGGAGGAGGUGCAGAGAGAGUGUGGGAUGCAAACCCCAGAUGCAGAUAUGCUCAGCAAGCUGAAACUAGUCACCAUGGUUCUCCUGGAAACCUUGAGGCUCUACGGCCCAAUCGACGUGCUAAGGAGAAAGGCCGGUAAAGAUAUGACCUUGGGGAAGAUCAACAUCCCCAAAGACACCGAGAUAGUGAUGCCGAUCACGCUGACUCAUAGGAACAAGGAGAUCUGGGGACCUGAUGCUGAUGAGUUCAACCCACUCAGAUUCGAGCACGGGGUCACCAAAGCUGCCACACACCCCACUGCGCUGCUCGCGUUCGCGGUAGGGCCGCGGGCUUGCAUCGGCCAAAACUUCGCCAUGUUGGAAGCCAAGACUGUGAUCACAAUGAUACUGCAGAGGUUCUCCUUUUCUCUUUCGUCCGAGUACAAGCACGCUCCUCGACGCUCGAUCACUGUACAACCUCAGUACGGCCUUCCUAUCGUUCUCAAGCCGCUGCGAGCCGGAACCUGAAUUGGUUGAUACUGUAGUUCUAUAUCUAUUUCAUCGUGCUUAUUAUUACCGUGUAAGCGUAUGGCCUGCAUGGUCAUGGAGCUGUAUCUAAAUGUCGAGGAAACCACCGGAUAAUUUGCACUGGAUUUCGUAGACUGUGACUUGGAUCCAACUAUAAACCUAUAAAUAAAAUUAUUGGUGGUUCUUUA
Molecule: messenger RNA, 941 nt
Organism: Musa acuminata subsp. malaccensis (wild Malaysian banana)
Lineage: Eukaryota; Viridiplantae; Streptophyta; Magnoliopsida; Zingiberales; Musaceae
Source: RefSeq, a predicted model, not a curated record